Mugil cephalus (flathead mullet) is the source of this 6177-nucleotide messenger RNA. RefSeq names its product axin-1-like. NCBI's taxonomy places the organism in Eukaryota, Metazoa, Chordata, Actinopteri, Mugiliformes, Mugilidae. Gene Ontology annotation, biological process: negative regulation of canonical Wnt signaling pathway. The record is from RefSeq and is a predicted model, not a curated record. The coding region runs from base 318 to 3008 and encodes 896 amino acids. The transcript is spliced from 13 exons.
UUCCAGCAAGUUUGGUUGCCCGAUUUAUUGUGCGAGCGGUUAUUUCUCUGCUUUACAGGCUAGGUUGAACUUUAUUGUCAUUGCACAUGUACAUGUACAGGUACAGAGCAGCGAAAUGCACUUUAGCGUCUAAACCCAGAAGAGCAAUAAGCAGCAUGAAUGGUUUGGUACAUGAGCGGUGUGGUGCAGUUUUUAGACAAUAUUUACACAUGGAAAAACCUAUGUACAUGUGACACCACAUACACAGGGUGAAUUGUUUGCCAGCAAACCCUUUGCUACAGGCGAAGAUCUGACCUCUGCCUUGUGCAAUCAGAGACAUGAGUGUUGUCAGAGAUAUACACGGGAUCGGGUACAGGGGCGGCGGCGGCGGCGGCGGGGUUGUGGCCCCUCUGGGCGGCCAUGCCCACUUCACCGAAGACGCGCCGCGACCCCCGGUUCCCGGCGAGGAGGGAUCUGAUGUGGACCCCCAGGUCCAGUCGGUCAGCAUCCGUCCGAACGCCCUCUCCCAAACCCUAGGCUAUGCCUCGUCAUCCCUGUCGUCUAAAAUGGGGGACCCGUCGAGCUACACUCCCUCCUCGUCGUCCGCGACGCCGCGCCGCCCCGACCUGGACUUGGGCUACGAGCCCGAGGGCUCCGCUUCGCCGACUCCACCUUACCUGAAGUGGGCCGAGUCGCUCCACUCCCUCCUGGACGACCAGGAAGGCAUCCAGCUGUUCAGAAAAUUCCUGUGCCAGGAAGGAUGUGCGGACCUCCUCGACUUCUGGUUCGCCUGUUCGGGUUUCAGGCAGACCAGCCAGGAGAAGAGGGGGAAGCUGGCCAAGGCCAUCUACAGGAAGUACAUCGUGGACGGAAGCGGGAUCGUCUCCAGGCAGAUCAAGGCGGCCACCAAGAGCUUCAUCAGAGACUGUGUCGGAAAGCCGCACCCGGACCCCGCCAUGUUUGAACAGGCUCAGACGGAGAUCCAGGCCAUGAUGGAGGAGAACACCUACCCUUUGUUCCUCAAGUCGGAUCUGUACUUGGAGUACACGCGGACGGGAGGGGAGAGCCCCAAACCUAACCCCAGCGAUCAGAGCCCCACGUCGGGGCCGGCCAAGCCUGUGCCCGGGUACUUGCCUACACUCGCCGAGGACGAGGAGUGGAGAUGUGGUGGUGGAGGAGGCGGAGGAGGAGGAGGAGCGAGGGAAGUGGAGGAAGAGAAAGAUGAGGAUGAGUGUGGAGCCACGCCAGCUGGUCGGCUGACUCACAGCCUGCUGAUGCAGACGGCGCCGCAGAGAGCCACAGUGAACAGGAGGAGGCCGGACAGCAGAGAGUACAGGCCGUGGAGGGAGCCCGUAAACCCGUACUACGCAAACAUGGGCUACGCUCGCGCUCCAGCCACCAGCGCCAACGACAGCGAGCAGCAGAGCAUGUCGAGUGACGCAGACACACUGUCGCUGACCGACAGCAGCGUAGAUGGUAUCCCUCCAUACAGAUACCGGAAGAUCCACCGUAAAGAGAUGCAUGAAAGUGCCAAAGCCAAUGGACGUGUGCCCCUACCUCAUAUACCUCGCACGUAUCGCAUGCCAAAGGACAUCCACGUAGAGCCUGAGAGGUUUGCAGCGGAGCUCAUCAGCAGGCUGGAGACGGUUCUCAGAGAGCGAGAGGCUCAGGAACGUCUCGAAGAAAGGCUGAAGAGAGUACGACUGGAAGAAGAGGGGGACGAUGCCGACAUCUCCGUGACAACCUCCUUGUCUUCUCACAGCAUACCACUCCCCCUCCCCUCAUCGUUCCCCCCCCUCUACGGUGCCCGUUAUUCAGAGACCACUGCUAACACGGCAACGGCCGUCACUUACGGCGGCCUGGUUGCCAUGGAGGACUCCCAGGACGACGACCCGGAAUCCAUUUUGGACGAGCACGUCCAGCGGGUGAUGAAGACGCCAGGCUGCCAGUCGCCAGGGGCAACCAACAGCACCUUAGGGGGAGGGGGUCGACACACCCCUCCCAAAUCAUCGCGGUCACCCGACGGGGGGAUCGGGCCGCCUCACUACUCGCACAGAGGAGGGGGAGGUCACAGUCUGCCGGCCGCGGUGGUCAAAGGUCUGCAUCAUCACAAGCAGCUGUACCACCACCGAGCGAGAGAAGGGCAGGAUGAAGCAGGCUCCAGGUCUCAGCCCAACUUCUUGUGGAACGGAGACCCCUCCAGCCAGUACACGGGGAGGAGCCGCAACUACGCCGACGGAGCCGGAGCCAGUACACUCGAGGGGAUGGGCAGCAGCAGUAAAGGCAGCACGCUGUCGAGGCGAGGUUGUAAGAAAGCGUCGGAGACGUCGGGCAAAGGGGAAGAGAGCGGGCGAGGCAUGGAGACCCAGGUACCACCGGAGGAUCUGGAGAGGAACCAGAAGAUCCUGCAAUGGAUGAUGGAAGGAGACAGACAAAGGAAGAGCAGCCAUGGUGGCAGCACCAGCAGCUCCAGGAGGACGGGAACCAGCACCGAGUCACCGCGCCCAACUUCAGUGGAGCGACCCGGAGCCGUGCACCCCUGGGUCUCGGCCCAGCUGCGGAACAACCCCUCCUCGGUGUCCGCCGCCGUCCCCGGCUCGUCCUCCACCCAGGUCCAGCCCUCGCACCCUUUCAUCCAGGACCCGGCUAUGCCCCCCAACCCGGCGCCCAACCCCCUCACCCAGCUGGAGGAGGCUAGGAGGAGGCUGGAGGAGGAGAGGAGGAGGGCCGCGCAACAGCAGGCCAAGCAGAGGCAUAAAUCUGGGAAGCGGCAGGUGUGUGAGAACAUGACCGUUGCUUACUACUUCUGUGGAGAACCAAUCCCAUACCGGACAUCAGUCAAGGGCCGCGUCGUGACUUUGGGCCAGUUCAAGGAGCUGCUUACCAAAAAGGGCCACUACAGGUUCUACUUUAAGAAAGUGAGCGACGAGUUCGACUGCGGCGUGGUGUUCGAGGAGGUCCGCGACGAUGACGCCAUCCUGCCCAUCUUCGAGGAGAAGAUCGUCGGGAAGGUGGAGAAGGUCGACUGAAAACCGGGGAACGGGAAAAAAAAAACGAGACGGAAAAGAUCGUCUGGAGAGAGAGAGAAGGGGGGGACGGGAAGAAAACAUUCAGGUUGGGGUGAGAGUUCGCCUGCGAGGACGGGGGGAAGGAAAAAAGGAAAAGGAAAAAAAAAAAAACAAACGACGGGAAGUAGAAAGAAGGAAGGAGCAACGUGUGACAGAAGGGAGAUUGCGCUGCAUAGAAGAAGAUGGAGUAUUAAAAGGAGGUGGUUAUUUUUUAUGGGAUGUCUGUGCCUGGAUUAAACCCACAUGUAAAGCAAAGAAGCUUGGCCAGAUGAUACCGGAGCGGAGGAGGAAAACAAAAUAAAAAAAAAAAAAAAGAACAUAAAUUAUUUCACCUGUCCUGCCUCCACUGUGGAUAUUCAAGGAGAGCUGUAAAAAAAAAAAAAAUAUGAUGUCUGACCAGUCUUCCACUUCUAAUGCUACGGAUGGAAAAGGGUGAGGGGACUGCUGGAAGGAGAGGGGAUCUGAGUAGUCUUCCACUUCUGCUCUGGAGGAGCCUGUCCUCCGCAGACCAUUACAAUGCUGCUACAUUACCACGGAAACUCUUCAAUCGGUGCUCGGGACGGUGCUGAAAGCGGCCGGGGCGUCCAAGCCGCCUUCCACCGUCUCUGUUCCUCAUCAGCUGGUGACGAAAGGAGAGGACAGAAGAUUUUUUUUUUUUGUUUGUUUGUUUGUUUGUUUGUUUUUUUGGGGGGGGGGGGGGUUGGAACUUUUUCGCCUGCUUCUCCUCUCGUCGACUUCAUAGCCUCAAAAACAGAGAAACGUGCUCACCCUCGAUUCCUAGAUGUCACGUAGUGAUCUCUCACGUCAACAUGUUCAGACAACAGUUCUCUGCAUAACUUGUUUACCAAAGCUACAUAUUUUUGAUAAGGCAAGUAUCCUAGCUACUUGUUUUCAUUUUAUUUUUGAAUUGUGUAUGUACAAGGCAGGUACUAUUACUUAUUAUUGCAGCCUAAUUUUUUUUUUUUUUUUUUUUUUUUUUCUUGUCAUAUGCCAACUUAAUGUUGUAUUAUUGUGUAUGUUUUGAAGCUAGUUCAUUAGUCAUUUCAGGGCAGCCAUUUUUGUUUUGUUUUUUUUCUUCCCACUAUACGAUCAUCAUUGCACCUCGAUCCCGUACUGUUUACCUUUAAGUGUGCUGUUCUGUUCUCCUGCAAGAGGGAUUUGAAAUAUAUAUAUAUUUAUAUAUAUAUGAUCAUUUUUUUCCUCCCACAGAAAAAAACAACAAAAAAAAACACAACGUAUGGUAUUUUUUUAACAGGUCACACUGUCCCCUCCUGUGUCUAAGAACUCAGUCUAGGUGCCUGCGGCCAGUGCCAUUACUACCACGAAUGCUUACUCUGAAGUUGUCGAGUGCGGAAGCCGUGUGUCUGUUUGUUGUGCGCCUGAUCUCAGCCAAAGAGCAUAAUUGUGUGUCCCAUACGCCUACCUGUGUGUGUUAAUGUGUGUGUGCGUGUGUGUCUGUGUGCGUGUCCGUGCAGUAACAAACGAAGGGAAUCUCGCGUUCCUCCUGCAGAUUCCCGCGCCUCAAACGCAGCUCGAGUUUUCAAACCUUUUUUUUUUUUUUAAGCCGGUCAUCUUCACUGAACGAUUUUAAAGUUUUACAGAAUAUUCAGAGUUAGACGAUGAAGUCGGUGAAGCUCUCACGUCUGACUGUUUAAAGUUUAAAAGAAUGGAAACAGGGAAAAUGGGCCAGUCUGGCUUUCGUAGUCGAGCAUUUUAAUUAAAUUAUGGAUUGAUUGAUCGAUGGGUUUUUAAUUUUUUUGAUCUUCAUCAUAUGCUAAUCGAUUUGACCGUCGUGGCUUUAAAAUUUUUAUUCCGUCACCGUUCCGUAAAAGCUGUCUGAAAUAUUUUGUUGGGCAAGCGGUCCAGACCUCUUUGGUUUACAAAAAUACAUAUAUAUAUAAUAAAAAAAAAAAAAAAAACUGUCACUGUUUGGAGACUGGAACAGAAACAUAAAGUACUCCAGUAUUUCUGCUUGAAAAAUGAUUGUAAGACUCUAGAUAGAUGAACCUUUAAAGGUAGUCAGGUUUACUGUUCUGUUUAUUUAUUCUAAGCUCACCAGCUGCUGGCGAUGGCUUCACAUUUUACUCUAAUCGUAAAUAAAAAUAAAAAAAACUCCCAAAAUGUCAGACUCGUCGUGUAAACGGCUCCUGUCGGGGCCGUGGUAUCAGAAAGUGCACAGAUGACACACCAGCUGUGUAAGCUGAAUGUAAAUGUCCCCCUCAUUUUUUUUUAUUUUAAAGAAACUUUAUCCUCAAAGGAACUACUUCAUUCAUCACACCCGAGUCUGUCUUCAGUGUUGAUAUCAAGCUGGCGGUGUGUUCGAGUGUUUUAUCUAUGCUGGUAGUUAAUUGAAUGUGUUCCCUGAACAUGGAGGUCUUGCAGGAAUGUCAAAUACGUUUUAUUUUAUUUUUUAUUUCUUUGUUUUGGAUUCACCCAGCAAGGGAAGCAUAGGAUCAGAAAACAUGUUUGUCCUUACUCCAACCCAUUAUGCCUUCAAUAUGAAAUUUAAAAUUUUAGAUAUGUAUUUGUUUAUAUUAAAAAAAAAAUGUAAUUUUAAUAAUCACCGAGCAUGUUCUUUAUAAGGAAUGUUUUCCGGAUGAGUUGAAUUAUCUAUUUUGUUUUUAAUGUGUAUGUGCGAACUGCUACGGCCCUCCGAUGAUAUCUCGUGUCUUGUUUUGUUGGAAAGAAUCGCCCAGGGACAGUUGAAUGACGACAUUUGUUAAGAGUUGUUUCUUGUGAUUAUGAUUUGAUGGACAAAACAAACAACUGCAUCUACGUUGUUGAUUUGUGUGAAACACAGUGCCUUUAUCAUGUUAUCUUUCAAAGUGUCUAUUGAACCAAUCCAUGCUUUUUAAUGGUUUUUACUGAGUCAGUCCCGUUGUAUUUUUCUUUUUUUUCUUUUUUUUUUUUUAAAGCUGCAGUCAUGCUUUUUUUUUUUUUUCUCACUUCUGUUCGGAUCAACCCUCUGCUGUAAAUAUGUACAUUAUCAUUUCAUACGUGUCUUCAGACCUGCACCACAUGUCCAUGGUGUUUCUGUUUUUCAAAGGUAAACGCCAAGAUGUCACUGUGCUGGUUCCACUUGUACAUUUCUUUUAAAAAGGUACUUCAUAAUAAAGAUGUUGAAUAAACA